GUAAUCAAUUAGUCCACUAAAGGAACUUUUUGUGCAAUACAUUCUCCACUUUGUAUGCUUAGAGAGAGAGAUAGAGAGAGAGAGAUGGCAGGAGUUGAUGAUGAUGAUAAGGGAAUUGUGUGUGUAACAGGUGGAACAGGGUUCUUAGCUUCAUGGCUGAUCAAGAAGCUUCUUCAACAUGGUUACUCUGUUCGGACCACCAUUAGAUCUGACCCAGACAAGAAGAAAGAUGUCAGCUUCCUCACAAACCUACCAGGCGCGCCCGAAAAGCUCCAGAUUUUCAAUGCUGAUCUGGAGCAGCCCGGCAGUUUUGAUGCAGCCAUUGAAGGAUGCAUUGGAGUGUUUCACGUGGCUCAUCCCAUCGAUUUGGAGGACAAAGAACCUGAAGAAGUCAAGACCAGAAGAGCAAUCAAUGGGACUCUAAGCAUUUUACAAGCUUGCCUCGAUUCCAAGACAGUGAAAAGAGUGGUGUACACUUCUAGUGCAUCAACUGUUGUGUUCAAUGACAAGGGUUUAGAAGAAAUGGAUGAGAGUACAUGGAGUGACAUGGAUUUUAUCAGAGAACAUAAGCUUUAUGCAGCUUCAUACAUGAUUUCCAAACAACUGACAGAAAGGGCAGCUCUGAAGUUUGCAGAAGAACAUGGAUUGGAUCUUGUGACAGUAAUUCCUUCAUUUAUUGUUGGCCCCUUCAUUUGUCCACGUUGCCCCGGCUCAGUCUACACAUCAUUGUCUAUGAUUUUCGGUGACAAGGAUCAAUAUAGGUUUAUUGCUAAUGCACCUUUGGUGCACGUAGAUGAUGUGGCAAGUGCACACAUCUUCCUUCUUGAAUAUCCUGAUCCAAAAGGAAGGUACAUUUGUUCAGCACUAGAGGUAACAAAUUAUCAGAUGUCUGAAUAUUUGUCAGCCAGAUACCCACAAUAUCAAAUACCAAAUGCUGAUAGCUUAAAGGAAUUUGAAGGGGGUAUUAAAUACUCUGGUCUCUCAUCAAAGAAGCUCUUGGAUGCUGGCUUCAAAUUUAAAUAUGGCCUUGAUGGAAUGUAUGAUGAAGCCAUUCAAUGCUGCAAAGAAAAGGGUUUUCUCUAGUCUAUCUACAUGGUUUAAUGUUCUAAACCCAAUUGUUUUCUACUUGGACUAAACAAGUUGUAUGAAUGGUUAAGCUCUUAUUGAGUGUGUGUGUGUGUGUUUUUUUUAAGUAAUCUGUAAUCGAGUGUUUAUGUAUUUGUUGACUCAAUACAUAAAUUUAAUUUGCUUUGUGUUAA
This is a messenger RNA of Cornus florida, 1259 nucleotides long. Its product is annotated as vestitone reductase-like. The coding region runs from base 55 to 1083 and encodes 342 amino acids. The record is from RefSeq and is a predicted model, not a curated record. NCBI's taxonomy places the organism in Eukaryota, Viridiplantae, Streptophyta, Magnoliopsida, Cornales, Cornaceae. Gene Ontology annotation, molecular function: oxidoreductase activity, acting on the CH-OH group of donors, NAD or NADP as acceptor. The transcript has 4 exons.